Messenger RNA from Anisakis simplex (herring worm), 303 nucleotides. NCBI's taxonomy places the organism in Eukaryota, Metazoa, Nematoda, Chromadorea, Rhabditida, Anisakidae. The record is from the annotation of a GenBank genome assembly.
AUGCGGUGUCUACUAGAGCAUGAAUUGGUUGAUUGUUUAGUGACGAGUGCGGGUGGUGUAGAAGAAGACUUGAUCAAGUGUCUUACACCUUCCUAUAUUGGUGCGUUUGAACUGGACGUGGAAUGGACAGCGUCUAAGUUAAGCGCUGGAUUAGCUGCACAAAUCAACGAUGCAUCGCCGAUCUGCUAUUGGGCGAGUCAUAAUAAUAUUCCGACAUUUUGUCCGUCACUGACAGAUGGCUCUCUGGGUGAUAUGUUAUAUUUUGAUUCGGUACGAAAAGAUGGACUCAAUGUGGAUUAUUGA